UGAGAUUUUUGACUUUCAAUAUUCAUUAUAUAUAUUUUUGUACUAAAAAAUCACAAUAAUGUUGGCCGGUGCCGGAUUCUUAACCGUUAUACUUUUGCUGCCAGCUCACGCUGUGACGCUGGGCACCUCUGUCGAGCAUAUUGGCCUGCUGAUUGGCCUUGCUAACAGCUGUACAGUGAUGGGAUCCAUUCUCCUUCAUCACUUUGUCAAGGCCUACGGUCACCUGAAUGGAAUGGUCUUAAUCCACAUGAUUGCCUGCCUAGCAACAAGCCUCAUAUGGUUUUCAGCAAACACCUACAACGCCCUGAGUCUCUUUACCGUAGUAUUCUGCAUGUCCGCAGGCUCCAUUGUCCCCAUGUACCCGAUGGGACAGUUGGAGACUAAGGAUAAGGAAAGCUGGUUGUUGGGUGGCGCACAGGUGGUCAAAUGGGCUACUCUCACUACUGCGGUUGCUAUCCCUCUACUUAAGGUGUUCUAUAUUGAUUGGGCCAUGUUUUAUUUGACCUCGCAUUGGAUUAAGCCCGCAAUAUUUUUGGUCACCGCUGGUUUUGAGGUUUCCUUGUCGCCUCAUUUCAGGGCUAGACUGUAG
Kickxella alabastrina is the source of this 589-nucleotide messenger RNA. RefSeq lists its product as uncharacterized. The record is from RefSeq and is a predicted model, not a curated record. NCBI's taxonomy places the organism in Eukaryota, Fungi, Kickxellomycota, Kickxellomycetes, Kickxellales, Kickxellaceae. The transcript is spliced from 3 exons. The coding region runs from base 59 to 589 and encodes 176 amino acids.